Lagopus muta (rock ptarmigan) is the source of this 1402-nucleotide messenger RNA. It is a transcript of the gene SELENOM, whose product is annotated as selenoprotein M. The transcript has 5 exons. Lineage: Eukaryota; Metazoa; Chordata; Aves; Galliformes; Phasianidae. The record is from RefSeq and is a predicted model, not a curated record. Gene Ontology annotation, cellular component: endoplasmic reticulum lumen. Gene Ontology annotation, molecular function: oxidoreductase activity.
ACGCGGUGUGUCGCGACGUGGCGGGAUGCGGCGGGCGGUGCUGGCCGUGCUGCUGCUGCUGGCGGCGGCGGCGACGGGGAUCGAGCGGCGGCCGCCCCGGGGCUUGGCGAGGGGCAAAGUGGAGACGUGCGGCGGGUGACGGCUGAGCCGGCUGCCGGAGGUGAAAGCCUUCGUCAACCAGGACAUCCCGCUGUACCAUAACCUGGAGAUGAAGCACCUGCCCGGCGCCGACCCUGAGCUCGUGCUGCUUAGCUUCAGAUAUGAGGAGCUGGAGAGAAUCCCCCUGAGCGACAUGACUCGGGAGGAGAUCAACCAGCUGGUGCAGGAGCUGGGCUUCUACCGCAAGGAGACUCCCGAAGCCCCUGUGCCUGAGGAGUUCCAGUUUGCCCCUGCCAAGCCACUGCCCACCCUAAUACCCCGCAGAGCUCCUGCAGCUGACAGCAAGACCCUGUCUGAACAGGACAAGAAGGACCACCCAGACCUGUAGUGAGCAGUGCCAGGCGGUGGGAAGCCCUGCAGCCAGUCCUUAGAGCGUGGGGUUGAGGGCGUUAGGACAGCUCUUCACACACGGCUGGGGAGCAUGCCACGGGGUGGUGAGAGUGUGAGCAGGAAGCAGAGAUGUUCCCUGCUGCUACCUCUGUUGCUUGGUGCUCUGUAGCCUCUGUCCCAAGGGUGCCCUGAAUGGUGCCAGCCUUGAGCGGAGGCUCCUGAGCACUGUGGACAUCAGAGUGAGCCUGUGUGCCUGUCCCUGCCUUCCCCCUGAGCCAUGCAGCCCAGACAUUUUGGCAUGAUUGGUAAGGAGAAGGAGAGAUCUUUUUGCUCCUUUGCCGUGCAUCAAGGUCCAGUCAACUCCUGGUGCUGGACAGCAGUAUCCUACCUGCACAGGACAGGAUGAAACUCUCAGCAGAAAGCUCCAUGUGCUGAGGGCAGAUGUAUUGAGUCCUGGAGGUGGGACAGCUGCCUCCCAGGAGGGUAUGGCUUUACAUCACCAGCAAGGCUGCCUCUAUCAAGCACACAGUAAAGCCCUUGCCUACCAUCAGCUGCACCUUGUCAUUUUUCUGGGGCAGUCUCAGUUGGGUGCACAUCCAUGCCUGCAGGACAGAGGCAGGAGGGGGUUGCAGGGUUGCUAUGUAGUUCCUGUGCUGUCCUCAUGGCCACGUAAAUCAGGCGCCAAAGCUUUGGGCACGCUUUGGGAGCAAGGGGUGAGGGUGCUAGCCCAGCUCUGGGCCCUCUGGUCCAGAGCUGAGGGGUCUUGGUGCAGCUGAGGCUGCAAAUCCUCCCAGGGUGGCCCUGCAUGCAGUGGAGUGGUUGCUGGAAGGGGUUGGGGAGAAGGACCCGAGGCAGAAGAAUCACCCUAUAGAAUAAACUUUUAUUGUCUGGCUGGUGUUGGUACACGUGUCAA